Lactuca virosa is the source of this 1676-nucleotide messenger RNA. NCBI's taxonomy places the organism in Eukaryota, Viridiplantae, Streptophyta, Magnoliopsida, Asterales, Asteraceae. The record is from the annotation of a GenBank genome assembly.
AUGGUCCAUGUUUAUGUUACCCAACCAAAAUAUGCAGCCCAGAGGUCUGAGCUGAGCUCCACCCAAAAUUUUCCGAGUGCGACGGCGGAUGGCGGAGAGGAAAAAGGUGAAUCACAGAUGGCGGGAACCAACGGACUCAAUUCUCAAGAAAACGAAGAUUCCUUUCAAUGGGAUGAACAGGCACAGCUGUAUUACCAUGCCAGUAGUGGAUUCUAUCAUGACCCAGCUGUGGGCUGGUAUUAUAGCAGCAACGAUGGUCUGUAUUACAAAUUCGAAAACGGGAGUUAUGUGCCAUGGGAAACAGACCUAGCUGAUGAAUCAAAUGCAAAUCAAGGCAUAGGUACUGUUCGUGAUGAUUCUGUUCAUGAACAGUCUUACCAAAAUGCACCUUGCGAUACGAUUACAAAUGAUGUUAAGUUUGAAGAUGGUGAAUUUGAAGGUCAUGUAGUAGAGGAAGCAACCCCCAAUGAACCAACAGUUGAUACAAACUGUCUAACCGAAGCUCUGUCUGAAAAUCUACCACCACCUUCUGAAUGGCUAGAAGACACACUUAUUGAACUUUAUUUGUCUGGUUAUUCCAACAAAACAAUAGAUGAUGCUUCUGAUACAAAGGUUGAAGAUGUAAAUACUCCAGCUGAUGGUGUAGACAAUGAUGAUGCUUAUGAACUUGAAGAGGGAGAAUGGAUCCCAGAUGACACUCAUGAAAUAGUUGAUGGAAGUGGAGUUGCUUCAGAUGAAGAUCCUUUUGGGGAUGAGGAAAUGUGGCGUGCACAAUAUGGUCAGGCAAUCCAAUCAGACAAAGAGGUUGUAGUUUUACCAGAUUGCCCUGUUGUUGACUUGUGGGAUUGGUCAAUGGUAAUGUCAACAAAAAAGAAUGGAAAAGGUCGCGUAUGCAGAUUAGUAGGCAGAUUAAUCAAAAAGUCUACUAAACUCCACCCCUCAAUGCCUUCAAGUCGCCCCCUUCUGAAAACCGCUCCAAUAUGUGAAGCCCAUCUUGAUCUAGUAAGAGUUAGAUCAGGUCGUGUGUACAAGUUGAGGAGUCCAAAAGUUGCAUAUUUAGCUACUUUGUCAUCUUAUGAUUCCUCAAACCCAACCAAAGAUUGGGGCUUCCCGAAGCUUACAACAAACAAGGAAGCGCAAACCAAAUCUAGUCGACAUGUUGAAUCCAAGAAUGUGGGACCUCAUUUUGGAUCAGCAAAGGAACUGUCUUCAAGUGAAAAGCAUAAGGGAGGGGUGUAUAGAGAUAGAGCUGCAGAGAGAAGAAGUCUUCAUGGUGGGUUUGGUGUGGGUCCCGGACAAAAAAAAUCAGCAGAUGAUAUUGAUUCUUGUUCAGCAUUAUCUCCUGUUUUUGAAACUCCAGAAGAUGCAGCAGCUGAAGCUUUGAAUAUGUCAUUUGGAGUUGGUAGUUAUGCUAGAAGGAUGCUAGAAAAUAUGGGCUGGAAGGAGGGAGAGGCACUUGGGAGCAGCAUGAAGGGUGGUUUAAGGGAACCAUUACAAGCAGUUGGAAACAAAGGAAGCUCAGGUUUAGGAUGGAAUCACAACACUAGUUGGAAGAACGCCUCAUUUUAAUCUGAUUUUUUAGUAGGGCUUUUUUCGAUGUACAUGUAUAUAUAAUAUAUACACUUGUUAUAUGGGUCAAGAAUAUUGCUUAUUACCAAGUAUGCUCAUUUAGAUUG